GGAAUUCUAAUGAUUUCAUAUCAUAUUUCUUGCCACCAUUUGUAUUGUGAUGAUCCACCCCAAGAACCCUAGGACUAAUGUGAUGUGCUUUUAACCUUAGCCUACCCCCCACCCCAUUGCCUGCUAGUAGCAUUAUGCUUUUUGUCACUUUUUUAAAUCCCCUCUCUGACUCUGACGUAAGCCUCCACACUCCAGCCCUGUUCAACAUUCAACAUUUCAACAAUACAAAUCCCCUGUGAGCAGUUGGUCAGCAUGUUUGCCCACAUGCAGGUCCUAUAGUGUUGCAGGCUGGAUAUUGUAGUAAUUUACAAUUGAAUCACGACUUCUCGCGUUCUUACAUCACAACGAGGAAAACCACGUAUCCCAGCAUGACUUUCUUCAGCCGUUUAGUUACCCAAUGAAUGGUCCGUGCGCUUAUUCAGUGACCAAUCGGAGGGUAGCCUAAUCUUUUAAUUCUAAGAGUUAAAUACCAGGAACAACGUUUUAUCAUCGCAAUUAACAUCAAUUAGUUUAUUAGCCUAGUGUGGGAUGCGCUUGUGCGAUCUGUAAAGCUUCAGUUUGGUCAACAAGUGGUUGGCACGAUCAACAGAGACAGAAUCCAGGUUUUUGUCAGCACACAGGUAACAUUUUAUUUUCUAUUCAUUCUUCAGAUACAUAACGCGUGGUGUUUCAGUCAAUACGAACACUAUAAAGUUAAUGUUUUAAAGUAAACAACAAUGUUACAUAACUAACCUAUAGGCCUUAGCCUAACAUGGUCAACUGACAUAAACAUUCUAACGGUUUUUAAUUGCACUGUUCAAAUGGCCAUUUUUUUCAUAAAUCCGUAGAAUGAAUAGUGUCUAUGACCUAAGUGGUGUAGUUUCCUACUGAGCAAGAUUGAUUUGACGGAUGAAAUAGAUAAUAUAGCCUCUUGUCUUUUAUCGAACUUUUUCCUCAGGGGCAGCAGCUCGACAUGCUAUCGGGUAUGCGGGUCUGUGUGCCCUCCGCUGCAGCUCUAUUCGGCUUGUUGUGCCAUGGCUGUCGCAGCCGGCCGCGUAGUUUGCCAUUCCGGGGCUUUAGUUGGUCGCCCCGACAGAUCAGCCGGUGGAACAGUCAGGAUUCCAUUGACCUACCUCCUGCCGAGAACCCACGAAUUCUCAUCACAGGUGGACUUGGACAGUUAGGUGUUGGACUUGCGGAAAUCCUGAGGAAACAGUACGGAACAGAAAACGUCAUCCUAUCGGAUAUCAAGAAGCCUCCACCAGAAGUGUGCAGAAGUGGCCCGUUUGUGUAUGCUGAUGUGUUGGACUAUAAGAACCUCAGAGAGUUGGUGGUGAAUAACCGCAUCACCUGGCUGGUGCAUUACAGCGCUCUACUCAGUGUUGUGGGAGAGGCCAAUGUGGCCCUGGCACGCAAGAUCAAUAUCACAGGUCUUCAUAAUGUGCUGGACCUGGCUCUGGAGAGCUGUUUACGUCUCUUUGUCCCCAGCACCAUCGGAGCCUUUGGCCCUUCUUCUCCCCGUGACCCUGCACCUGACCUGUGUGUCCAGAGGCCUCGCACCAUUUAUGGGGUGUCCAAAGUGCACGGCGAACUGAUGGGGGAGUAUCUUCAUCACAAGUAUGGACUGGACUUCCGCUGCCUACGCUAUCCUGGCGUCAUCUCAGCUAACACACACCCUGGGGGAGGAACAACAGACUAUGCUGUCCAGAUUUUUCACGAUGCCCUCAGCACGGGUCACCACGAGUGCUAUUUACGCGCUGACACACGUCUGCCGAUGAUGCACGUUGGUGACUGCCACCGUGCGACUGUGGAGUUCAUGCAGGCCCCGGAAUGCCAGCUGUCGCUGCGCACAUACAACAUCGAUGCCAUGAGCUUCACCCCUGAGGAAGUGGCCACGGAAAUCCGCAAGCACCUGCCCCACCUCAAGGUCACCUAUAACCCUGACUCUGUCCGCCAGACAAUUGCGGACAGCUGGCCGGAGAGGUUUGAUGACUCCAACGCACGGAGAGAUUGGGGCUGGAAGUCCACAUAUGGGCUUGAGGAGCUCGUCUCAGACAUGCUGAGCUCCAUCCGUGACAAGAGGACCAACGCCGGACUGCCAGUCAGCUAGCAGGUCCCGCCCACAGAGACUGACCUACCAAUCACUAUUCCCUUAAGUCCGCUUCAGCCUGGGUCUGCCUAUCACAACAGACCCUCUUUCCUUAGCAUCAUCUCCAAACCAGGACUCUUCGGAUUAUAUUACACCAAUAAACAAGGGACUAUUUUCAAACCUGUCAUCUUCAGCCAGAACCACUCAACUUUCCACAACAGUGGACACUGACACCACAGAAACACACACACACACACACACACCACACACAAGCAACAGGCAACAAGCACACACUCUCAUAAUAGCAGCUUUACUCUUUUCAGGGAACCAUACUGUCAACAAUGUCUUCAGUUUCUGUUGUUUUAAUUGUAAAAUCAUAGCAGGUUUAACAUAGGCCUUAAACCUCUGGGGGAAAUAGGCUUCAGGCAAAUUAUUUUACAUAUAGUUAGUCAUAACCCUACCUUCAGUUUACAGUAUCUCAAGGGGUUUAAUUUAAUAUACAUUUACAUUUACAUCAUUUAGCAGACACGCUUAUCCAGAGCGACUUACAGUUAGGGCAUUCAUCUUAAGAUAGCUAGGUGAGACAACCACAUAUCACAGUCGUAGGAAGUAGAUUUUUCCUUAAUAAAGAAGUUAUCAGCAAAUGUUGUAUUAAUAGGAAAUGUCCCUUCUGGCCUGCUGCAUUAGGGUAGUAUAGAGGGCAGAGUGAUUUCCUUCCUGGCCUGCUGCAUUAGGGUACUAUAGAGGGCAGAGUGAUUUCCUUCUUGGCCUGCUGCAUUAGGGUACUAUAGAGGGCACAGUGAAAUGACACAGGAGCAGUGAGAGAUAUAGGGUCACCUAUCAGAAGAAAUAUAAAAUCCACAAUGUUUACAAAAGGCCUGCCUUUACAACACAACUUCAGUACAUUUUUAAACAUCUCCAUAUUUCUUUACAGGCAGUGUGAUUUUGGGUACAAAUGGGUACCAAAUAAAUUCAGAAUUGAAGCCUUAUUUUGAAUUGAGAACUAAUUGGAAAUAUAUUUGUGAGUAAUGAACAAAAUUGCAGUGUACCUUUGAUCAGAAAUUGAAUAAAUCUCUUA
Coregonus clupeaformis (lake whitefish) is the source of this 3146-nucleotide messenger RNA. RefSeq names its product L-threonine 3-dehydrogenase, mitochondrial. Gene Ontology annotation, biological process: L-threonine catabolic process. The transcript has 8 exons. Bases 953 to 2089 code for a protein of 378 amino acids. The record is from RefSeq and is a predicted model, not a curated record. NCBI's taxonomy places the organism in Eukaryota, Metazoa, Chordata, Actinopteri, Salmoniformes, Salmonidae. Gene Ontology annotation, molecular function: L-threonine 3-dehydrogenase activity.